UGUAUAUGAGCAGGUCUUCUUUAGCCUAGCCCAUACUGUAGAAAAACAUGGGGAAGCUUGGGGAGUUUGAAAUCGCGUUUGACAAAAACAAAGUGGUCUACAGUCCCGGGGAGUCCAUUUCCGGGACCGUGACAGUCAACAUUAACCAGCCGCUUCAAUGCAAAGCAAUCAAAGUGAACUGCAACGGUUUCUGUGGUAUCACCAGUAAAGUGAAUGACACAGCAUGGACAGUGGAGGAGCAGUACUUCAACAACUCUGUCUCCGUGGCAGACAAAGGAACCCUGAAACUGGGAGAGCACACGUUUCCCUUCAAGUUUCUCAUACCAGACACUGCUCCAACAUCGUUUGAAGGCAACUACGGACGGAUCAUUUACAGAGUGAGGGCUUUUAUUGACACGCCACGAUUUUCUAAAGACUACAGCACGGAGAAGCAGUUUUACCUGCUAAGGCUUCUGAACCUGAAUGAAGUGCCAGAUAUAUGGGGAGUGUCCUCUUCUGCAAUAACCCAACAAUUCACCUACAUGCUGGUGAAAACGGGGACAGUUGUCCUUAAUGCCCACACAGACAUGAAAGGCUACACACCCGACCAGAUCAUCCAGCUGAAGGUCAACAUCCAUAACCAAUCCGGGAAGACCACAGGCAACAUAGCUGCCAGCCUGGUACAGAGAGUGACCUAUGAGACAAAGAAGCCCACUCAUGAUGUGAAAACCAUAGCAGAGGUGGAGGGUGGCGCAGUGAAGGCUAAUAAGGAGGUGGAGUGGAAAGAACAGAUCAUCAUUCCUCCUCUUCCUCAGUCCUCCCUAUCGGGCUGUGAACUCAUUAAGAUAGAAUAUUACAUCAAAGUCAGCCUGAAGUCACCUGACGUCAUGCUGACAUUACCCAUCCAAAUUGGGAAUGUCUCACUCGACAAAAAGAAGCGUCCCACCAAAAAGUCUUCUCCUCCUUCUUCGACUGACGGCACAUCGGCCUCCGCUCUACCGGCAGACACCACUGCCUCUCCUUCACCCACACAGCCCCGUUCCCAGGCCCCCAAACCCGCCCCUCGCCCCGCUCCCCGCUCCAGGACGUCGACGCACAGUUCCCCCAGUGCCCCGCCUGCCGAGCACCUCCACGUGCCGGAAAGCGGGACCCCGACCAAUGAAGACCUCGGCAGCAAACGCCAGUCUCAACUCGUGUCGCCUAACGCCUUCAGCUACGCGCCAGGUCUUUUUUUCCCCCAGAACCAGUCACCCAAUCCGGUGGCUGCCGCGGCACCCAGUGCCCCAGAAUUUAGCGGCUCUGCGAGGCCCUUGCCACUUUAUCCCACGGUACCCGGGGCCAGUUCAAUGCCACCAGACUAUGGCACAUCAGCUUACCCACAAGAUGCCCCUCCCUCUUAUGACGAGAGCUGCAACACAUGACGUGGAUGAAGAAAGGAAUGCCGGGACAGAGAUCAGUUCAAAUAUUUUUAAGAGAAAAUUCUUGAGUGAAGUCGAAGCCUUCGUCACGUACCAUACAGCUGCACUUCCAAAAUAAGAGUCCUGUCAUUUUAAAAUGUCGAAACCGAUUUGAAUUGAAUUACAAUAGCAUCUCUGUAUGUUUAAAGAAAUGAAGCCGGACUGACCUCAACUCUCACGCUCUCUACCGAAGUAAGAAUGUUGCGUGGUUGUCUUUUCUAAAUCCAACUACAGCUGUUCACAGAUCUUAUUUAGUAUCAUGCAAUAGUUCACUUUUUGCACUUUUGAAAAUAGAUGUUCACAUAAUUUAAUUUUAUAUUCUUUUGACAGUCAAGUUUUUAUAUGACAGCUUUUUGUUGUAAGUGAAGGAAAAAGUUUUUUUGAUCCGAUGCCAAAAAAAAUCCCUACUGCAAAAAUGUUUAGCAUAAACGGGUAGUCUUUUAAAGAAAUUUGUAGCUUUUUUCUGUUUUUCUUUUUUUUUAAAUUGGUUUUAAGUAAUAUAACUAUAGAAAUCAUCCAGGAUUUAUACUGCAUGUGAUUUUCAGAGGACACAUACCUAUUAUAGCAACUGUAGAUCUCUAUAUUGUUUAAUAAUUGGACCUUUUUGGAUCAAACAAUAACAACUGCUGAUUUAUUUUCCUACCAUUUCUGAAUGUGUACUCUUUUUGGCAUUGAUUUCUAUUAGUUGUUGCAAAAUAAUGCUGUAAAAUCCCUGUGAUCUUUUUUUUAAAUUUGGUUAUUCAAUAUGUAGUUCACCUC
Molecule: messenger RNA, 2195 nt
Organism: Menidia menidia (Atlantic silverside)
Lineage: Eukaryota; Metazoa; Chordata; Actinopteri; Atheriniformes; Atherinopsidae
Source: the annotation of a GenBank genome assembly